Messenger RNA from Anopheles stephensi (Asian malaria mosquito), 4625 nucleotides. RefSeq names its product protein phosphatase 1 regulatory subunit 12B-like. Bases 645 to 3170 code for a protein of 841 amino acids. NCBI's taxonomy places the organism in Eukaryota, Metazoa, Arthropoda, Insecta, Diptera, Culicidae. Gene Ontology annotation, molecular function: protein binding; phosphatase regulator activity; enzyme inhibitor activity. Gene Ontology annotation, cellular component: cytoplasm. The transcript has 10 exons. The record is from RefSeq and is a predicted model, not a curated record.
GUUGUGAAUGAGAAUUCAGUGCGUUCGCAUGCACGUGUAGGCUGGCAAAGAGGUCCAUUAGGGAGCCAACCGUCGACAUCGCAUCGGUGGUGGUGUGUUCGCGCAAGUGGUUCGACGUGCGCGCGGUUUUUGUAACCAGCGAGAUCGUUCUCGCGUUUUGUUUAUUUUAGUGUGUGCUGUUUUUUUUUGCACUCGCGUCUCCGGUGUGUCUCUCGGUCAGAGUGUUACGCAUACAGUUAACGUGUUGCAAUUAUUCGAGGGCAAAUUGUGUGCGAGUUUGAAAAGAGCAAUUUCCUCUGUUAGUGAGGUGAUAGAGCGUGAUUUUUACGACCGAAAGGGCUCCUUAAUAGGUCCUCCAAACCGUGAACCUAGUGUUACUCUCAAAUGUCCAAAUAAACGUCAAAGCACGCGUGGUAAAUGUGUGAGUGCGUGUCCGUACGAACGUGUGUAUCCAUGUGUGCGUGUGUAUCUAUGUGUAGCGUCCGGUAAGCCACAGUGAGCGAGGGUGUGCAGCAGCAACGGCGGCGAACAUCAUCGUAACCGCAACAGCGGCCCCCGGCAGCCGCCACCAUCCCACCGCCUACUCCGGCACCACCAGCGCCCCCGGUGGCGGGAACCGCAAGCUGAGCUUCAACAUCGGCAAGAUGGAGCACGCCGAUUUAGUCGCCGAGAUGGCUCAGGUCGAGCAUCUCUCCACACAGGACCGGCUGCAUCUCGCGCGCAUGCGCCGAGCACAGCAGUUAAAGGUUGCAAAACAGAAGGAAAAAGAAUGGCUCAAAGCGCAGCGGAGUCGGGAUCGGAUGGGCACACAGACGUCCUCGUACAAACGGCACAUCACGUUCGAGGACAGUGUCGUGCUGCUGGAAGCUGCGGCACGGAAUGACAUAGCAGAGGUGGCCAAACUCCUCCAGAAGGGUGUUACACCGGAUGCAACGAACAUGGAUGGACUGACGGCACUGCAUCAGUGCUGCAUCGACGACAAUGCGGAAAUGUUGAACCUGCUCCUCGAUUACGGUGCGAACGUGAACGCACAGGACAGUGAACGGUGGACGCCGCUGCAUGCCGCCGCCACCUGCGGACAUCUGAAUCUGGUAAAGAUAUUGAUCGCACGUGGUGCGAACCUGCUGGCGGUCAAUGCGGACGGUAACAUGCCGUAUGACAUCUGCGACGAUGAGGAGGCGCUCGAUUACAUCGAGGCGGAAAUGUCGAAGCGGGGUGUGACGCAGGAGCUGAUCGACGAGACGCGGGCGGCUACCGAAACUCAGAUGCUGCACGACCUGCAGGACAUUGCGCUGCAGGGUGGCGAUUUAGAAAUACCGGAUCCGCAGGGUGCAACGCCGCUUCACAUAGCAUCCGCCAACGGGUACACGCGGGUCGUCGAGUUCCUACUGGAGCAUCACACAUCGACCGAUGCUGUCGAUAACGAUCUCUGGACACCGGUACAUGCAGCUGCCUGUUGGGGUCACCUGGAAGUCCUUGAAAUGCUUGCCCAAAGUGGAGCCGAUUUGAAUGCCAAAAAUAAGAACGACGAAACACCUUCCGAUAUUUGCGAAGAUCCAGAAAUACGAGAACGAAUAGAGCAGCUGAAGACGGAACAGGAGAGCAAACGGUUAGCUGAGGCGCAACGCAAACGUGUCCGGCGAUCGCAGAGCAACAACACGAGGGCACAAUCCGUGAGACGAACAUCAUUGCGCGAUAAGGGCCUAACGACUAAGAAGGAUGCUGUGGAGGAGGCCCGGUUCCGACUACAAGCGCAAGAGGGCUACACAACCCCGGACGGUGUGGCAGCAGCGACGGCAACCGCGACAACGAUCGCAACCGCAGCCGCGACAGCAAACGGUGACAAUAACAAUCAGUCAUCGUCCACCGCCUCGGUUUCAUCCUCCUCCGUGCGCACUAACGCAUCCUCCCAGCAUGCCAACAGCUCCUCCGCAUCUUCCACCACCACCACCUCCUCCACCACAAGCACGUCCAACAGCACAACCACCAACAGCAGCAGCACUACCACCACCAUCAUCAGCAAUGGCAACAGCAGUAGCAAUAACAAUAAUCAUCCCCAUCAUCACAACCUCCAGCAUCAGAACCAUCACAACGGCAACGGUGUUGCCACCCAUCUGAUGAUGAACAGUGUAAAUAACAACAGUCUCCCGAACGGUGGACCGAUCAUGAACGGUGGUAGCGGUGGCGGUGGCGGCGGUGGGCUGAGCAACAACGUGCGCCACCUGAACAGCAUCAACAACAACCAAAGUAGCAGCCUGCAGCGGCACCAGCAUCAGCGGGGCAAGAACACCGGGUCGCCGGUGAGCGGCGGCGGAUCGCCGACCCUCAACCAGUACGAUCGGCGCUCGCCGGACGGUAAGGAUAACGAUGAGACGUACCUGAUCGAGUCGAAGGGUAUCGGGUCGGCCGGUCCCGGCACGGGUGUUGGUGUUGGUGGUCUAGUCAGCAAUCAUAAUAAUAGCAAUGGUGGUAUGGGCGGAGGCGGCCAUCAUCAUCUGCACCAUCACGGUUCGGUUAACAUUCCAGCGGGAGGAGGCGUAGGAGGGGGCGCCCUGUCGGCGGCCACUGUGACCGGGGGCAGUGGUGGGGGUACGACGGCCGCCGUUGCAGCCACCACCACCGCCGCCGAGGUGUACUCCACGUCCAACAGCGAGAACGGCAAGAUCAACGUCCAGGUGACGGUCCUAGUCGAUCCCUCUGUCGCAGGCACGCUGGCCGAUCUGAAGAAACACCGGUCCCAGAAUCGCUCGAGCGUCAGUCCGGAGAAUGGGUCCCUGCUCAGCGGUACCGCACCGAGCCUGGCGGGCAGCAUCGGCAAUGGAACGGGUGGUGGCAACGGUACCACCACCCCGAACGGCGCUAGUUCCGGUACGCCCCUGGAACUGUCGCUCGUCUCGAACGAACUGCAGCAUCACCAUCAUCACCAUCUGCAUCAUCCGGCGCACGGUUCGCCACAUCUCAGCAAUCGGCACCACCCGUACGGUGAUGGCAGUUCGAUGGUCGGCACCGGAAACGGAUCGCUGCACGGUGGCGGCGGCGGUUCGGUGGUGGCAACGAUCGGGGAAAGUGAACCGGGCACACCGGGCGGUACGCUGUCGAAGUUUAGCGGCAACACCAGUGACGUCGUGAGUGACAGCACACGAUCGAGACGAUGCUGUGUGGUGAUGUAAAACAAAAAAAGGGGGAGACGAGAAUUCUUGACACGCAAAUACGCCGCCAUGCUCCCACGCAUACGGACGGACAGGCAGGAGAGAUAGACGAAAGCAUUGCGUGGUGUAAAUUUCCUAUCGCAAUGGUAAUGAUUUCUUCGCCCUACCUCUGGGGCUGUCACGCGAUUCGAUGAGUAGCCGUUAGCGCCAUCUAUGAAGCGAUAGCGCAAGCUACCAACAGACAGACAGCAUGCUGUGAGUUUAGUAGCGUGGCGGGUGAUGAAUGCUGUCAGCUAAAGGUUCUGAACUACGAUAGCUUUCAAGCGUGGAAAUGGAAGGAAAAGGAUCAAGUAAGCACGGAAAAGCCCUGACUGAGAUAGAAAGCAAUGCAACAAGAGUACUUAACAUCACUGGUAAAGAAAGGAGAGAAAAAAAAACAACCCCACAAACACACUAAUAUAAAGCAAUCGGGUUUUGUAUGAAAAUUCAAAUCAUUCAAACGAUAGAAGGGGAAGUGAAUACAAAUCAAAAGAAAAAAAAAACAAAAAACAAGAAAGGAUAAGAAAAAUUGUGAAAUUGUAAACGAAAGAACUGAACAGAAGCAUAUAGCUAGGACCAUGGAAUGGAGAUUAACAAAGGAAAGUCAUUGGAAGGAUUGAUUAGCAAAUAGACUUUUGCUAUCACACACGAACAAAUGGGAGGGAGGAAAAAAACACUCACACACAGACAGACAGACACCGUUCAAUUGUGAUGAUCCACAUUAGUUAAACCUCCGGAAGUGCUCUGCCGGAGGAUGAGGUUGUACAUAGGAUUAUUGUUAUUUACAUUAUUACUAUUGAUAAUAAUUAUUAAUUAUUAUUAUUAUUAUUACUGCUACCUAUUUUCCUACCGUCGGCCACACAACUUACGCCAAUCAGCAGCAAUACGAAAAGAAAGGACAAUUGUUGCUCCUCACAAUCACAUCCAGUGGUAGCGAUAGGCCGCGAUGUUUCACAUCACAUAAAAUACACAGAUCAACACACACACACAGUUAUUAUCAGGGUUUUGUUUUUCGUCACCUUUUUUGUUUUUUGUUUCAUAAUUGCGUUUUCUAAUGUCAUCAACCCCAAAUAGCAUUAUUAUCCAAACAGAGAAGCUUUUGAUUUUUCGUUCUCGCACUAAUACACAAACAAUAGAAGCAAAGCUAAGAGUAGUGAGCCAAACCAAGAAAGCGAGAUAGAAAGCAACACUUAAAAGAAAUGUAUUCAUAUAUAUGUAUAGAAAUAUAAACAGCUAAAUAGAUAGCAGUGUGGAGAGAGAAAACCGUGCAACAACGUGCAACACAUGUUUGUGCCGUGCCACGUGCAACACAGUGAAACAAUGAAAAGCAAUGUGAACAAGCAAGCAAAAGCUAGAAACUAGAAAGGGAGUGUUGAGAAGAAAACAGCCAACCAGCGCGAGAGAAGAGAAAAUAUAUUCUAUGUUGAAAAAUGACAA